Molecule: messenger RNA, 306 nt
Organism: Ilex paraguariensis (yerba mate)
Lineage: Eukaryota; Viridiplantae; Streptophyta; Magnoliopsida; Aquifoliales; Aquifoliaceae
Source: the annotation of a GenBank genome assembly
AUGGUAAACUCUAAUUCAUCCAACUUGGAAGUGCACCCCGGAUUUGAUGCAAUAUUAAAGAGAAAAGCUUUCUUGGGAUUUUGGCCUCUUCUGGUCUCCACGACUCUGUUUCUCGUAGCUAUCGUCGUCUCUGGUCAAAUAUCUUCGCCGACAAUCGAAGUUUCCAGUGAAAAAGUCGGUGAAAGGAUCUUGGAUUAUGUUGCUGGCCAACUAAAUGAUUUCAGAGCCGGAGGAGGUGGACUGGUUGAUAUUGGUGGUGGUGAAGUUGAAGCUAAUGCUUUGGAGGUUGUCGGAGAGAUCGUCUAA